This is a messenger RNA of Aspergillus steynii IBT 23096, 1436 nucleotides long. RefSeq names its product glycerophosphodiester phosphodiesterase family protein. Gene Ontology annotation, molecular function: glycerophosphodiester phosphodiesterase activity. The record is from RefSeq and is a predicted model, not a curated record. The coding region runs from base 80 to 1324 and encodes 414 amino acids. Gene Ontology annotation, biological process: lipid metabolic process. The transcript has a single exon. Lineage: Eukaryota; Fungi; Ascomycota; Eurotiomycetes; Eurotiales; Aspergillaceae.
UCUCUCCUUUUUCUGCACGGGCUCAUUCUUCCUCCUCUCUUUUCCAUUUGAUAUCCCUCCUCCCUUUUCUCCCUCUGCAAUGCAUCUCUCUCUUCUCUUCACGGCCGGUGUCGCCGUGGCCGCUCCGUCCUUCAACCGUCGCCGUCAGGCUAGUCACAAUGAAUCGAUCACCAACAUCCAGGUCGGACCUCGUCCGUUCUACCUGAUCGACGACAUGGACGCAAGCCCCCUGAAGGAUGAGCUGCAAGGGUGCUCCGAGAAGCGCAUCACGCACGCGCCGACCUUCUCCAUUUCGCAUCGCGGCGGCCCCCUGCAGAUCCCCGAGCAUAGCCGCCAGGGGAUGUUGGCUGGCGCGCGCAUGGGGGCUGGCAUCGUCGAGUGCGACGUCGCCUUUACCAAGGACCGCCAGCUCGUGUGUCGCCACUCUCAGUGCGAUCUGCACACCACCACCAACAUCCUGACCAUCCCCGAGCUGGCCGCCAAAUGCUCCACCCCCUUCGAGCCGGCCACCGACGACCAGCCCGCCCAGGCCCGCUGCUGCACCUCCGACAUCACCCUGUCCGAGUUCAAGUCGCUCUGCGCGAAGAUGGACUCCAGUAACGACUCGGCCACCACCCCCGAGGACUACCAGUACGGUGGACCCAACUGGCGCACCGAGCUCUACGACCAGUGCGCCACCCCCGUCGAGCACAACGAGUACAUCGACCUGAUCGACUCCCUGGGCCUGCAGUUCUCGCCCGAGCUCAAGGAGCCCCAGGUCGACAUGCCUUUCCAGGGCAACUACACCCAGGAGAUGUAUGCCCAGCAGCUGAUCGACGACUACAAGCGCAAGGGGAUUCAUCCGUCGCGCGUGUGGCCGCAGUCCUUCGUCGAGGACGACAUCUUCUACUGGAUCAAGCACGAGCCCGCCUUCGGUCGCCAGAGUAUCUACCUGGACGAGCGGAUCGACACCGAGGAUGGAUACGCCAAGGCUGUCGCGAGUCUCCCGGAAUUGGCCAAGAAGGGCGUCAAGAUCAUGGCGCCGCCGAUCUUUGCGCUGCUGAACGCCACCGACGACGGCGAGCUCGUGCCGUCCGAGUACGCGAAGGCCGCCAAGGAUGCCGGUCUGGAUCUUAUCACUUGGUCGCUGGAGCGGACAGGUCCGUUGAAGGCUGCGGCUGAGGAGAAGGAGUAUUACGUGCAGUCAAUUGCGGAUGCCAUUAGCAAGGACGGUGACAUGUAUCGCAUUGUCGAUGCGUUGGCGCGCAAGGUUGGCGUCAGGGGGAUUUUCUCGGACUGGCCGGCCACGGUGACGUACUAUGCCAACUGCGUGGGUUUGGCGUAAUUCUGAAGACAUCUAGAUGUAAAUAUCAUGGCGAAUAGUGAGUGUAUAGAUUAGAGGAUGAAAAGGGGAGGAUGUACGACUAAAUGGGGAUAAUGAAACGAAUAUACGAGUA